AUGAAUGCGCCGCCCCUGGUGGGCUACAGCAGCAGCGGCUCAGAGGAUGAGGCCGAAACCGGGGCCCGGGCCCGACCGGGGGCUGGAAGUUGCGGUCGUGGCCACACCCCUGUUCCCAGCCAGAGGUUGCCGGUGCCGGACAGUGUGCUGAAUAUGUUCCCCAGCACUGAGGAGGGGCCUGAGGAUGACAGUGCCAAACACGGGGGGCGGGUACGCACCUUCCCCCAUGAGCGUGGCAACUGGGCCACCCAUGUUUACAUGCCCUAUGAAGCUGGGGAGGAGUUCCUGGACCUGCUGGAUGUGUUGCUGCCCCACGCCCAGACCUACAUCCCCCAGCUGGUAAGGAUGGAGGAGUUCCACCUUAGCCUGUCCCAGAGCGUGGUUUUGCGCCACCACUGGAUCCUCCCCUUCGUGCAGGCUCUGAAAGACCGUCUGACCUCCUUCCAGAGAUUCUUCUUUACUGCCAACCGGGUAAAGAUUUAUACCAAUCAAGAGAAAACCAGGACCUUUAUUGGGCUCGAGGUCACCUCAGGGCAUGCCCAGUUUCUGAACCUGGUUUCAGAGGUAGACAGAGUCAUGGAGGAAUUCGACCUCACCACCUUCUACCAGGACCCUUCAUUCCACGUCAGUCUGGCCUGGUGUGUGGGCGAUGCACGUCUCCAGCUGGAAGGGCAGUGCGUGCGGGAACUACAGGAAAUCGUGGAUGAGUUUGAAGACUCUGAGCUGCUGCUGCGUGUGCAUGCCAGGCCGAUCCGCUGCAAGUCUGGGAACAAGUUCUUCUCUCUGCCUUUGAAGUGA
Orycteropus afer afer is the source of this 798-nucleotide messenger RNA. The record is from RefSeq and is a predicted model, not a curated record. Lineage: Eukaryota; Metazoa; Chordata; Mammalia; Tubulidentata; Orycteropodidae.